Drosophila nasuta is the source of this 1403-nucleotide messenger RNA. RefSeq names its product facilitated trehalose transporter Tret1-like. Gene Ontology annotation, cellular component: membrane. The record is from RefSeq and is a predicted model, not a curated record. Bases 61 to 1329 code for a protein of 422 amino acids. Gene Ontology annotation, molecular function: transmembrane transporter activity. Lineage: Eukaryota; Metazoa; Arthropoda; Insecta; Diptera; Drosophilidae. Gene Ontology annotation, biological process: transmembrane transport. The transcript is spliced from 4 exons.
CUAAUAUCUGUGUCGUUUGGCGCCAAUUUUGGUUGGGUUUCUACAAGCAUUGCUCAAUUGAUGAGGCCCGAAACAAGUCGUCUGACCUCGGAGAUAACCAACGAUGGAUUGGGUUGGCUAACUUCCGUGAUGUCGAUUGGUGGGCUUCUGGGUAGCAUUGUCUUUAGCUGGUUGGCGGACAGAAUUGGUCGUCGAGCCUGUUUUCUUUUUAUGGGUACACUUGUUGCGGUAAACUGGCUCUUGAUUAUUUUUGCCCGCAAUCUCGUCCAAUUGUGCGUGGCACGUGUUUUAGCCGGAGCAAUCGGUGGCGGCUGCUUUGCGGUUAUUCCGGUUUACAUCACUGAAAUGACUGAGGACAGACUUCGUAGCACUUUGGGCACCUUUAUGUCCCUUAGCAUGUGCAUCGGCUUGCUGGUUAUGCACAUUCUGGGAUACUUCCUUGAUUAUGUGACGGUUGCUUGGAUUAUGCUUUUGAUUCCUGCAGCAUUCCUUUGCACCUUUUCGUUCAUACCCGAUACACCUGAAUACCUGGAACGUUAUCAUAAAAAAGGUGUGGAGAACUCUCUCAGAUAUUUUCGAGGUAUCUCUGCAAAUGAGAACGCACAGCUUCAAGCCGAGCUCACCAAAUUGUGCAAACCUUUCCCAUCAUUAGAAAAUGGCGAUCAAAGCGAGGACAACAAACUGCAUUUGAAUGACUUCACUAAUCGCAAGGCACGUAAAGCCUUUUUCAUUGGAUUUGGAAUUAUUUUGGCCAAUCAGUUGACCGGUUGUUUAACAAUGUCCAAGUAUAUCUCAGUCGUCUUUAGAGAUGCUGGCUCCAGUCUAUCGCCUAUUGGAUCGUCGAUCGUUGUCAUCCUCAUUCAGCUGGUGGGCACUUACUCGGCCACGUUAUUUGUGGAGCGAGCUGGUCGAAAGACUUUGAUGCUCAUCUCGACCGCUGGCAUUUGCUUGGGACAAGUUUCCAUGGCUUUCUAUUACUAUAUGGGUCAAUUGAAUAUUGAUUCUAGGCCUUUCAAUUGGUUGCCCAUUGCUUCAUUGUCAUUUAUAAUGUUUUGUAGCUCCAUUGGUCUGUUGGCAGUUGAUCACAUUGUAAUAAGUGAGAUCACACCUCCAAAAAUACGAAGUGUGAUUGUCAGAGUUCAUAUGGUUACAAUGUCCACGAUAUCCAUCUGCCUUGCAAAGGCGUUUCCUCAUUUGAGCGAAUCGAUGGGAAUUUCUGGAAUUGUUUCCAUGUUUGCAGUCUUUUCAUUCCUGCUAACGAUUUUUAUUGCACUUUAUGUACCCGAGACAAAGGGGAAAUCCAUUCAAGAAAUUCAAGCCAGCUUAUAAUAAAUAAUAGAUUAAUAUUCCUCAACUUUCAACUACCCGAAUUCAUUGUAAAAGAACAUAAUGUUCUUAAAAUG